CGGAAGCAGUGGGCUUACCCGCCGGCUACGUUUCUAGCACGCAUGCGCUGAGCCGGCCAACGGAGCCUGCGUUUACCGCCCCACGCGGCGUCCAAUCUCCUAGCAACGACUCCGGCUUCCUAGGAACUGCUCCUUUCUCAACCAUUCCUGCCCACAACACCCCAACUUGCUGCCAGCAAAGCCCCUCCACACCCCUCAAACUCCAGACCCUUUACAUCAAUUUACUGUUCUCUUUGACCUCACCCCAGGAAUUUUCUCUGAAUCAAUCCCUUUUCCUCGUCUCCCAGGUCUCUGAGUUUCUCUUUCCUCCUGCCAUCCUGGGUUCCCGCCACCCUUACGGACCGCCCAGGCUGCUAGGCUCCUUUUCAUUCUUCUCCAGCCUCAGACCAGCAGCCUUUUAUUUUAGUUCAUGGCUGGAGCUAAGUCUGCCCAGGGUCCAGAGGAAGGGGGCGUCUGCAUCACUGUAGCCCUUAUCACUAAGCGGAACUUGACUUUCCCUGAGGAUGAGGAACUGUCAGAGAAGAUCUUCCUGUCUCUGGCAGGAAACCAAAUCAGGCAGGUGGAAAACCUCCUCGACCUCCCGUGCCUCCAGUUCCUGGACCUUUCUGAGAACCUGAUAGAAACGUUGAAGCUGGAUGAGUUCCCCCAGAGCCUUCUUAUCCUCAACCUGUCUGGAAAUAGCUGCACCAACCGGGAUGGCUACCGUGAGCUGGUGACAGAAGCCCUGCCACUUCUCCUGGACCUGGAUGGGCAGCCUGUGUCAGAGCGCUGGAUCUCAGAUGAGGAGGAUGAAGCCUCGAAUGAUGAUGAGUUCCCAGAGCUGAGUGGCCCAUUCUGCUCAGAGCGAGGCUUCCUUAAGGAGCUGGAGCAGGAGCUGAGCAGGCACAGGGAGCGCCGGCAGCACGCAGCCCUGACGGAGCACCUGCUGAGGAUGGAUAUGCAGCCCGCCCUCACCGACCUGCUCAUGCUGCCUAGGGUGCCCAUGGCUGGGGACAGCAGCCCUUCUGUCACUCCUGGGGAAGGGAAGGAGACACUCCCUGAGGCCGUCUCCUCACCCCAGUCCUCCUCUCCCACCAAGAAACCAUGCACUGUGGUUCCCAGGAGCCAGCAAAGCUCUCUCUGGGGAAGGAAGGGGGUCCGAGCAGCCACAGCCCCCAAGGCCUCUGUGGCUGGGGCCCCCAGCACAACCAAAACUAUGCCCAAGAGAAGCAAGAAAUGAUACUCUGUGAACCUUUCUCUAUGAGUGGAGUGGGGCCUGCCUCCCUUCUCAGACCCCUCACCUGUGACAGGAGCCCAUUCCCAGUAAAUUGUCUCUAGGCCCUGAAUAU
Messenger RNA from Cebus imitator (Panamanian white-faced capuchin), 1328 nucleotides. It is a transcript of the gene LRRC46, whose product is annotated as leucine rich repeat containing 46. NCBI's taxonomy places the organism in Eukaryota, Metazoa, Chordata, Mammalia, Primates, Cebidae. Bases 410 to 1219 code for a protein of 269 amino acids. The record is from RefSeq and is a predicted model, not a curated record. The transcript has 6 exons. Gene Ontology annotation, molecular function: protein binding.